UUUUUUUUCAAUAAUGGAACAAGUGAUAGCAAAAGAAAAAUUCUAUUCUGUCAGCUGGACAAGUUUUUACAGUGAAGACUUUUUGUUGCUCAUCCAAGCAGCUUCUUCAUCAGUUCAAUAUUAAAAAUUUUGCAGAUAUUUUGACAGAUUUUUUUCCCUCCCUGCCCCAGUGUCUGUGUCCAUGUGUCAGUUCCAUUUUGUGUCAGACGCAUGUGGAGGAUGGGAGGGCAUCUGAGACAUGGAUACAUAGAAGGAUGGGAGGGCAUCUGACACACUGGGGUAUAGAAGGAUGGGGGGGCAUGUGUUACUCAGGGAUACAGGAGGAUGGAUGGGGGUGAGUGGCAUCGAGGUAUUGUUUCAUCGAACCACAAGAUGGCACUCUCGCCUUUUCUUAAAAUCCUUUCAAUGAUUAUUUAAAUGUGUGAUUUUAAUGAAAUAGACUAUGUAGAAAAAAACAAACAAAAAACAAACCAAAAAAGUAAACAUUAAAAAAAGAAAAAAAGAAAUGCCUUUGGACUAAAAACGUGUAUGUCUCGUGUUUUCUGAGUCUGUCCUCCCAGCAUGUCUCUUCUGGUUUUUCUGGUUUCCGUUUCUUUUUUGUUUCGUUUCCUCUGAGUCGCCCACACAAGAUUUGGUUCACUUUGUCACAUCCUGUGCUGACUGUUCUGUUCUGGACAAACAUGUCCAGUUCAGAUGAAGACAAAGAAGGUCUUUCAAAUCCUGAACGACCGAGAUCUCCGGUUACUUCUGAGGAUUCCUUCAAAACAGACGACGGAGAUUUGGAUUGGCCCCAUUGUUUGGGGAUGGAGGCUGACAGCUCGGAGAGGUCUUGUCUAUCUUUAAAGAGUGAUUUCUCAAAAGAUGUUCCCCUGAAUUUCAAACAACAGGAUUUAGAUGAAGGGAUGGAGGCUGACAGCUCGGAGAGGUCUUGUCUAUCUUUAAAGAGUGAUUUCUCAAAAGAUGUUCCCCUGAAUUUCAAACAGCAGGAUUUAGAUGAAGGUGAACAGAUGCCAAGCGUUUCCAGGGCCCCAGACCCCUUUUCAGAAAUGGACUCUGUAUUUGAGGCUCUUCAUAUGUCCCUUCUUAAUUUUAUGCGCUCGGAGCUGAAGAGGUUGAGGGAGGUUGCGAGUGCAAACUGUAUGGACUGUUUUAAGAAAGCUGAAGAAGCAGAGCUGGACGAGUGGGAAAGGCCCAAAGAAGCUUUCCUGGACAUAACUCUGCAUCUCCUCAGGAACAUGAAGCAGGGCGCACUGGCAGAUUCUCUCAAGAACAAACUUCUUGCUCCUGUGUGCCAGUGCCAGCUCAAGUCCAGAUUCAAGGCCAACUUUCAGAUGGUGUUUGAGGGAAUUCAAGAAACAGGAAAAGCAUCUCAUUUGGAUGAAAUCUACACAGAGCUGUACCUCACAGAAGGAGACUCUAAAAUGAAUGAGGAACAUGAAGUAACACAAAUCCAACUAAAACAAACCAAACGAACCAUCAGGACUCUCAAAUGUUCAGACCUCUUCAUCGCUGCUCCAGUAGGACAGAGGAACAGAGCCGUGCUGACGAAGGGCGUGGCUGGUGUGGGGAAAACCCUCCUGACGCAGAGAUUCAGUCUGGACUGGGCUGAGGCCAAGAGCCACCAGGAUCUGCACUUCAUCUUCCCCUUCACCUUCAGAGAGCUGAACCUCCUGAAAGAGGAGAGCCUCAGCCUGUAUGGGCUCAUAGGACAUUUCUUCACUGAAACAAACCACGGCGUUUGCAGGUUUGAAGAGUUUCAGUGUCUGUUCAUACUGGACGGUUUAGAUGAGAGCCGUCUGCAGCUGGACUUCUCCAAAACUCCGUCCGUCUCAGACGUGAGAGAGAAAACCUCCAUAGAAACUCUCCUGGUCAACCUGAUCAGAGGCACACUGCUUCCUUCUGCCCAAAUAUGGAUCACCACACGCCCCGCAGCAGCCAAUCAGAUCCCAGCAGAGUGCGUCGGCAUGGUGACGGAAGUUGGAGGAUUCACAGAUGCACAGAAAGAAAUGUAUUUUAGGAAGAAAUUCAGAGAUGAAGAUGAAGCGUCUAAGGUCGUGUCUCAUGUGAAAGCCUCACGCAGCGUCUACAGCCUCUGCUACAUCCCAGUCUUCUCCUGGAUCACUGCCAAAGUCAUGGACUAUGUCCUCCGAACUGGAGGCGGACAGCUGCCCCAGACCCUGACAGAGCUGUACAUUCACUUCCUGGUCGUCCAGGCUAAAAUCUCUAAUGUGAAAUACAAAGAUCAGUCUGAGAGAGACUUUAUCUGGAGCUCAGAAAGAAAGAAAAAUCUGAUGGUUUUGUCCAGACUGGCCUUUGAGCAGCUGCAGAAGGGAAACCUGAUCUUCUAUGAGUCUGACCUGAGCGAGUGUGGCAUCGACGUGACAGAGGCGUCAGUGCAUUCAGGAGUCUUCACUCAGAUGUUUAAAGAAGAGACUGGCCUGUACCAGGACAAGGUCUUCUCCUUUGUACAUUUGAGCAUCCAGGAGUUUCUGGCAGCUCUUCACGUUCACAUCACUUUUAUGGACUCUGAGGUCAACCUGCUCUCAGAUAAACCGUCUUUCUGGUCCAAAAUGUUUUAUAGCAAAACUUCCAUGAUACAGUUUUACAGAACAGCAGUGGACACAGCUUUGGAGAGUCCAAAUGGACUGUUGGACCUGUUCCUGAGAUUCCUUCUGGGUUUGUCUCUUGAAUGUAACCAGAGUCUCCUCAGAGGGCUGAUGAAACCAACAGGAAGUUCACAGAUAAAACAGGAAACAGCCCAAUAUCUGAGAGCUAAGUUAGACUCAGGUCUGUCAGUGGAGAGGAACCUGACUCUGCUGCAGUGUCUGAUUGAGCUGAAGGACACAAGUCUCUGUGAGAAGGUCCAGGCCUGUCUCAGCUCUGAGAAGAUUCCCUCAGACCUGUCUCCUGCCCAGUGGAGCACACUGGUGUGCAUCUUAGUGUCCACAGAAGAACCAGAGUUUGACUUGAGUAAAUACCAACCGUCAGAGACUGCUCUGCUCCACCUGAUGCCUGUUGUCAGUCUGUCCUCCAAAGUUCUGCUGAGUGGGUGUGGUGUGUCAGACAGAGGCUGUGAGGCCCUGGCCUCAGUGCUCGGCUCUCAGUGCUGUUUGAGGGAUCUGGACCUCAGUCAGAAUCCUCUGCAGGACUCUGGGCUGCUCCUGCUCUGUGAGGGUCUGAAGAGGUCGGACUGUGCUCUGCAAACACUCAGGCUGAGUUUCUGUGAUCUUUUUCCUCGUUCUUGUGAGGCUCUGGCCUCUGUCCUGGACUCAGAGAAAAACAGUCUGAUGGAGCUGGACCUAAGCAACAACGAUCUUCAGGACUCAGGGGUCAAGACUCUGAGCAGCGCCCUGAAGAGCCCCCGCUGUAAACUGGAGACGCUCAGGUCAGGUCAACUAACAGCUAACAUAGACCUAACUUCUAUCAUAGAGUCACAGACGUCCCUAUUUAUCUGGGACAGUCCCAGUUUUGAUCCCUGUGUCCCCUGUCCCAGCAGAUUUAUACAAAACCUUGAACCAGAAACUAAUUUUAUACUAGAAAUGUUCCAGGUGUAGGGAUGCAAUGAUACUCAUACCAGUAUCAUACCAGUACUCAUAGUCGUCAAUGGGCUGCCGAUUUCUUCCACUUAUCCGGGGCCGGGUCGCAGUCUAAGCAGGGACUCUCAGACACGUCCUCCAGCUCCUCCGGGGGAAUCCCGAGGUGUUCCCAGGCCAGCCCAGAGACUUAGUCCCUCCAGCGUGUCCUGGGUCUUCCGGGGCCUCCUCCCGGUGGGACAUGCCCGGAACACCUCCCGACAGAGGCGCCCAGGAGGCAUCCGGAACAGAUGCCCGAGUCACCUCAACUGGCUCCUCUCGACGUGGAGGAGCAGCGGCUCUACUCUGAGCUCCUCCCGUGUGACUGAGCUCCUCACCCUGUCUCUAAGGGAGCGCCCAGACACCCUGCUGAGGAAACUGAUUUCGAGCUCUUGUAUCCGCGAUCUUGUCCUUUCGGUCACUACCUAGAGCUCAUGACCAUAGGUGAGAGUAGGAACGAAGACUGACCGGUAAAUCGAGAGCUUUGCCUUUUGACUCAGUUCCCUCUUCACCACAACGGUCCGAUACAGCGACCGCAUCACUGCCGAAGCUGCACCGAUCCACCUGUCAAUCUCACGCUCCAUCCUCCCCUCACUCGUGAACAAGACCCCGAGAUACUUGAACUCCUCCACUUGAGGCAGGGACUCUACACCCACCUGGAGAGGGCAAGACACCUUUUUCCGGUCGAGAACCAUGGCCUCGGAUUUGGAAGAGCUGAUCUUCAUACCAGCCGCUUCACACUCGGCUGCAAACCGCCCCAGUGCACAUUGCAGGUCCUAGUUUGAUG
Messenger RNA from Boleophthalmus pectinirostris (great blue-spotted mudskipper), 4359 nucleotides. RefSeq names its product protein NLRC3-like. The transcript is spliced from 10 exons. The record is from RefSeq and is a predicted model, not a curated record. The coding region runs from base 681 to 3554 and encodes 957 amino acids. Gene Ontology annotation, molecular function: protein binding. NCBI's taxonomy places the organism in Eukaryota, Metazoa, Chordata, Actinopteri, Gobiiformes, Gobiidae.